Molecule: messenger RNA, 2067 nt
Organism: Caenorhabditis sp. 36 PRJEB53466
Lineage: Eukaryota; Metazoa; Nematoda; Chromadorea; Rhabditida; Rhabditidae
Source: the annotation of a GenBank genome assembly
AUGCCGUUCGGAAGCGGUGGAAAUAGUAAAAGUGAGUUUGAGAUGAACAAUAAUCGCCUCGUGUACUGUAACUUCAAUUUCAGAACAAACUACAUGUGAUCAUGAGAAGAAAUCGGAACGAGAAAAUUCGGCAAGGAAUGUGAAGGGUAAAAGUAAGAGGUACACAUUUUUUUAUUGAAAAAUCCAAAACCACUCUUGACUUUUGCAGUAAACUUUCCGUGUAUUCUUCUGACAAUAGUCAACGCCGUCAAUGUGAGUUCUAUUUGAGAAGUUAAAACAUAAUAAUUUCAGUGACGAAAAGCCAAAGAAGCGCCCGUACUUAUACACAAUCUCCAUCCGAACAAGGAAUCGAUAAUGAUGUGGUAUUCAUAAUGAAAAUUGGACAAUUUUUAUCGCAAAUAAUUGCAGACUCGUCUGGCCUACUCGAUUCUCGUAAAAGUGCUCGAGUGCGGAAAAGGAGGCGAAUACGGACUGAGUGUGCUCGUUUCGGUCGACGAUAUUCUCAAAUUCUUGGACAACACAAAGUAGAAUCGCCCUGUCUUCUGCACUGAAAAGCUAAUCGAUAAAUUGUUCAGGGCAAUUUUCAUGUCGCAACCGAGUAUGCUCGAAAUUGACGGUCCCAUCAAAAUUUGCGGAGAUAUUCACGGACAAUUUGGAGGUAGAUUUUCUCUAUUAUAGGGGCACCACCGCACAGAAAUGGCGCUCUGUUGAGAAACUCUUUUUGCAGUGCAAAUUGAGCGACCUCGGGGCCGAGUUUGAAAAGUUCGGGCCACAUUUUCAGUGGAAAAUUACUUCGCGGCCUAGAAAUUCGGCCAAAUUGCGAACAGCGCGCCCUUUCGGUCCGGUGCCCCUAUAAUGCACGACCCGAAUAUUUAAAAUCGACGAAUUUUGUGCAGACCUGUUGCGCCUGUUCGACAAAGUCGGCUUUCCGCACCGCACGAGCUACCUGUUCCUGGGCGAUUAUGUGGACCGCGGGCGGCACGGACUCGAGACGGUCCUGCUGCUGUUCGCCUACAAGAACCUCUUCCCGUUCCACAUGUUUCUGCUGCGUGGCAACCAUGAGUGUCCGGCGAUCAACCGUGUGUACGGGUUCUACGACGAGUGCUACCGCCGAUUCGCAAAGUCGGGAAUGCGCGUGUGGGAGGAGUUUCAGAACACGUUCGCCACGAUGCCGUUGACCGCGCUCGUCGGAGAGAAGAUUCUGUGCAUGCACGGCGGCAUCUCGCCCAAGGUGAGCAUUAUGUUGAGGUCUAAUAAAAAGUGGCAGACGUAAAACUUUGGGAUUGCCACCGUUUUGCGGGCCCCCAACUCAACUCUAUGUUUCAAUUGUGCCCAGCUGACAUCGCUGAACGUGUUGCGCAAUUUCCGUCGUCCCAACUACCAGCCGGACCACACCUCGAUCGAAAUCGACAUUUUGUGGAGUGAUCCGGCGGUGGGCACCAAGGGAUUCGCGCCCAAUCAGCGGGGCGUUUCCUACGUGUUCGGCGCGGAUGCACUCAAGAAGACACUCAACAAUAUCAACGUGGACCUCGUCGUGAGGGCUCAUCAGGCAAGUCUAAUUCGAAGGACAAACAACGGGGAGGGGAAGACUAGUUUUAUCUAUAGAAUUUUGAUUUGCUCGCAUUCUUCUCGCCGCUUGGUCAACCGUAACCGCCAAAAUUGCCGAUUUGGCUGGCAAAUCGACAUUUUGUCGGAAUCGAAUGAGAAAUUAGCGGGCUGAAAUAGCUUUUUCAGCCUUGGCGGUUACGAAAAAAUUUCGGAAAAAAAGUCAGAAAACAUCUCGAGCGUGUCUCUAAUUUGCUAUUUUCUUGAUAGGUCGUGCAAGACGGCUACGAGUUUUUCGGUCAAAAACGGCUCGUCACCGUAUUCUCGGCACCUUUCUACUGUGGACAAUUCGACAAUGCGGCCGCCGUCGUGGUCGUCUCCGAGGAUUUGGUCUGCUCUUUUAUUGUACGUUUUUUUUAAAAACAUAUUUUGGGCCACAAUAAGAAGCAAUGUGUGUUGCAGCGUCUCCGCCCGAAGAAAUACGCACAAAAGGACCGUCUGGGGUAUACGAAAAAUAAUUGA